Branchiostoma floridae (Florida lancelet) is the source of this 2045-nucleotide messenger RNA. RefSeq names its product L-xylulose reductase-like. The transcript has 8 exons. Gene Ontology annotation, molecular function: L-xylulose reductase (NADPH) activity; carbonyl reductase (NADPH) activity. NCBI's taxonomy places the organism in Eukaryota, Metazoa, Chordata, Leptocardii, Amphioxiformes, Branchiostomatidae. The record is from RefSeq and is a predicted model, not a curated record. The coding region runs from base 1277 to 2014 and encodes 245 amino acids. Gene Ontology annotation, biological process: xylulose metabolic process; glucose metabolic process.
UUGUUGACAAAGGCCUAGUUUUCGUGUACACUUGAGUUUUAAGUCUUUAACUUGCUUUGUGUAAGGACGUUAAGUUUAAAGUUUGAGUAUAAUCAACAUUAACUCCAAUAUCAAGAACCCCCCGAGACUAUUUGCUGCUGUAACCAACUUAAGAACUUACAUUUAGUUCAUACAUUUAGCCAUAUGCUAGUCGGAUGGAAUAUGUAACAUGGUGUAACGUAGCUCAUACCAGGAAUGACAGAAUUUGGCAACACAUUACGAGGUUUAUGAAUACAGUAAGUUUGUUAAACUCUAAUUGCUAAUUAAUAAGUUCUAUGAAAGUAUAUGGAAUAAUUUUACGACUUCAUCCACGAGAUUUUAUUGACAUUGUCAUUGUUAUUGAGCAUGGAGUGUAGGACACCAUACAAGUAUAUUUUCUGAUUCUAAAACGUCAAAGAGUCGUCUGUAAAAACGCGAGAAUUGGUAAAAUAUUAUGUGCAUGUCCACUUCCAAUCUCAUUGUUUCCAUACUCUACUUGCUACUAGGAACUUGUGUUUAUAUAUGGAGGGUUUAGUUGCUAUCAUUUAUGCAUUGCGAUGGUGACAGAAUAAAAUUGACAAUUAUCUUCCAUGGACAUGCUUUGUGGCAAACUUUGUCCAUGGACAUGCUUUGUGGCAAACUUUGUCAUAAUUAUGGUGAUUAACGUGUAACAAACGUGCAAUUGCAUAAUAAGGUCUCAGCACUGUGAUUAUUGGCAAAUAGAUAACAGGAAGUAUCUGUUAUUUUCGCCAUUAUUUGACAUGCAACAACUUACUAAUCCAACAUUUUGAUGGUCACCUUUUCAUAUCACAUCAACUUGAUCAAGUAAGCACUAACUCCCAAGACAAGAAAAGUGGAUUUUGUACUGCAUUUUGCUGGAUGUCGUAACCACAAGGACCACGGAUUAUGUUAUUCUUUAAAUACUAAUUGUUGAUUGUAGAUUGUAAGGAUAGACGGUUUUUGAUGAUUUGCAGCUUAAAGGUAUGAUGUGUAAGAGGUGAGUACUUUGUCGGCCCCUAGCAACUUUUGUUUGGAAGUGCAUUGUUCUAUCGAUUGCAUAGCUGAUUAGUGUGUUUUUAUUAAGCUUAUGGAUAGAAACCAAAUCAGAAUUCCCCUCGAGCAUUGUUGUUGCAACGUUGGGCACACAGUUCAAUGUCCUAGUGGGUAAGUCAGCAGAUCAUGAACUUGUCUCACGUGAUCCGAGACCGCUGAUCAAAGUUCAAAUAUCUUAGUUUACACAUCAUCCAUUUUCCAAGCUAUGGAGGUGAGAUUCGAUGGCAAAAGGGCCUUGGUGACUGGUGCAGGGAAAGGCAUUGGCCGUGACACAGCCAAGGCCCUGGUUAAGUGUGGUGCUGAAGUGUUUGCUCUCAGUAGGACACAGGAAGACCUGGACAGUCUGGUACAAGAGUACCCAGGUAUCCAACCUGUUCAAUGUGACCUUGGAGACCCAGAAGCAACAAAGGCAGCGGUUGAGUCUGUUGGGCCCAUUGACCUAUUAGUCAACAAUGCGGGGAUCAUAAUACUGCAGCCAUUCCUGGAUGUCACUUUGGAUGCUUUUGACAAGGUCAUGAACACCAAUGUGAGAGCUGUCUUACAAGUUUCACAGAUUGUUGCCAAAGGAAUGGUGGAGCGGGGAACAGGGGGCUCCAUCGUCAAUUUGUCGAGCCUGGUCUCAAAAAGUGUAUUAAAAGAGCAUACUUCAUACUGUGCUUCCAAAGGAGCCUUGGACGUCAUGAGUAAAGUGAUGGCCCUGGAGCUUGGGCCACACAAGAUCCGUGUGAACACAGUUAACCCCACUGUAGUGUUGACAGACAUGACAAGAAAGAUUGGCUAUGGUGACCCUGCCAAGGCAGGCCCCAUACUGGCCAGGAUACCACUGGGCAAGUUAGUAGAGGUUGAUGACGUGGUCAAUGCCAUCCUGUACCUGCUGAGUGACAAGGCAGCCAUGGUGAAUGGGACACACCUGCCUAUAGAGGGCGGCUUCCUCACCUCCUAAUAAGAAAAUCACUUCUUUGAAGUGGUCAGCU